This is a messenger RNA of Schistocerca gregaria, 3887 nucleotides long. RefSeq lists its product as uncharacterized. The record is from RefSeq and is a predicted model, not a curated record. Lineage: Eukaryota; Metazoa; Arthropoda; Insecta; Orthoptera; Acrididae. Gene Ontology annotation, molecular function: RNA binding; protein binding; translation activator activity. Gene Ontology annotation, biological process: regulation of translational initiation. Gene Ontology annotation, cellular component: cytosol. The transcript has 11 exons. The coding region runs from base 422 to 1981 and encodes 519 amino acids.
AACGAAAACGCUAGCCAGCGACCGUGGCAUCAGUAGCAAACAAGGUUUUGCAGCUCGACGGUACCAGUUUUUCUGCACUUUCAAUACCUCCGCGUGGCGUCUAACGCGGACCACUGGUUUGGCUAAACUUGGAAGCGUUGGUCAUCUUCGUAGCUCUCAGGCAGGAAAUUCCAUUGAUGAACGUUGAAUGUCAAAUUAAAGUUAGCUUUCCAUAGUCGCUGACAUAAAUGCAGAGUUCCCUUAUUGUGCAUGGAACAGAAACGUAGAAUGCUGUGUGGAAUCCAUCCAUAAGUCGGCAGUAUAUAGCCACGAAAGAAACGAGCGGAGGGAGCGCCGCGGCGGUCGCGGGCGCGGUCCCCCAGCAGCAGCAGCGGCGGCGGCAGCGCCAGCGGGCAGGUUCUCAUGGCACGGCGCGCCGCCCAUGGCCGGCACUGAGGGCGCAGGCGGGCUCCUGCACCACUACCCCUACCACGAUUACCAGCAGCACGAGGCGGCCAUGGCGGAGAUGCCGCACAACCCGGCGGCGCACGAGCUCAAGCGCUGCAGCGCCAAGCUGGACCUGGCGCGCGAGCGCAGCUUCGUGCGGCACCAGCAAAGAGAGUUUGGAAACAGAAGAAGGAACGCAAUGCCGAUUAGAGGGAAGCCAACAAUGGAAAUAUAUAGACCGCCGAACGUCCGAACUGAUGUGAUGCAGAACGGUACCAUGCCACUCAAUCCACGACUCAAUGUCCAUGCAAAAGAAUUUACCAUGAAGCAUGGAGAACUGACCACUUCCAAGUCAAGUAUUAAUUUACCAUCCACUCUCAACAGCACCCACAGUCACAAUCAUGCACACCGUGAAAAUCAUCGCCAUUCACAUUAUUUGCAGACUUCCAAAUCAAGUGGAAAUAUUUUGCACUCCCUGCAAAGUUCGAAGUCCAGUGGAAAUGUACUGCAUUCUCUACAACAGUCUGGUUCAAGUGCCAACAUACCACAGGGUCACAGGGUUCACUUCCAGUUGGACUCAAAAGCAGAAUCUGAAGAGACAAGCUGUGAAGACAUGGCUGUUGCACAGAAGACAGCUCAGGCACCAUCUGACUUUGCAGUGAAAUCUCCACAGAAGUCAUUUAGUGUAUCAGAAAUGAAAUUAAUAUUUCCUGAAAGACUGGUGCCCAUUGAGCCUAGUGAGAGUGUGACCUCUGGUUUGAGAGACUUAAGAAUUUCUGCAUUUAGCCUUAAAAGAUCAAAAAGUAUGAGUGCAGCAGAUAUGGCUCUUAACAGAAGUGGACCAGGAUUUGGUGUGGCUAAAGAAGCACCAGAUUUAGGAAAUUUUCCACUAGAGGUUUUGAGCAAUAUAUCACGUGCAGUUGAAGAUCCAAAUAAAGUAUCAACACGUACCUUAAUGGAACUGGUACGCAUAAUAAUGGAAAGAGUUUUGUAUGGAGUUGCAUAUGCUCUACCAGCAGCUAAACUUUGUAUUACAAUUAUUGAGAAAGAGAAGAAAGAGACUUUUCUGGAAUCACUGUUAAAUACCUGCCAGCAGUGGUACCAAGAAAGAGAGAGAGUGUUGAAGAGCAACGGAGCCUCUAACAACCGAUAUUGUGCUUUCAUCCACUUUGUUAAUGAGAUGUAUUGUGAGCUGAAACGCCGCCAACUUCAGCUGCGGACACAGUAUGAAGGUAUACCUCCUGGUUUGGUGCUAUUAAACCUGUUGUACAAAGGUUGUCAGGACUGUGUAAAACCUCCUACCACUGAAGGAGAUACGGAUUGCUUGCUUUUUGUGCUGACUACUGCUGGACGAGACCUGGACCAAGAACUCCCACAACAAUUGCAGCAGCUCCUUGCUAAAAUAAGAGACACUUUCCUCACAGCAGCUGCUACUCCUCUAAUUAAAAAGCAUCUCCUGCAGUUGAUUGAGCUUCACGCAUCACGGUGGCAGUUACCUGCAUCAGCUGUCAUGUAUUACACCACACCACAGUACAGUCGUUCAGCAGCUACCUAAUUUUUAAUAACCCACUACUCUGCUGUAUUUUCAAAAGUUUCCAUGAUUCUGCAAAGUUGAACUGUAUCUUGAUAAUAUUUAUUGUAGAAUAAUUAAUGUGAUCUAGGUCGGAUGUGAAAUUGAUGCUUGCAAAAUUUGAAAGAAAAUAUUUCAAGUUAUUUAAUGUUAAAGCUUUAAGGAUGCAAUUAUUGAUGGCUUCUAUAACAUUGUGGGGCUCCACGUCACCUACAGUAAGGUAUAUACUGUAUAAAAUGACAAUACUAAAUAUCUUUUAAUGUUAUAUUUUGAUUAAUGUAAUCAUAUUAGAAUGACUGCAGGAUUCAACUGUUAUUGAAAAAUCAAAAGUGGUGAUGUUAAAUGAAUAAGGGAUUACUUGAUUUGUCAAAGAGGUUGUUAGGCAGUAUGUGGUGAAAUAUGAUGACAGUAGUAACCUUUUAGCUAUAAUAAGCUGCACUCAUUUUGCCAUAGCUUGCAGUCAAGAAUCUUGGCCUCUCACACAACACUUCAGGGAACCGAUGAAAGAUUAUAUUCUUUUUGUGAAUUGUGUUACACAAGUAACUUAGUUUGAGAAAUUGUGUUGUAUCAAAUAUGUCAGCACUUCAAGACAUCAUUGAAUGAAAUAACAACAUUGCUUGUUUUGGUACAACACUGCCAAUUCUUGUGUUGGAUUCCACUACUAUGUCAUAGGAUACAUCGAAAUGUCCAGAUAUAUAUGUGAUGCGUAAUUCAAAUAGAUAAACAAUAGAGCAGAAUGGCAAGUAAUAUAUCUACCUGAAUUUGAAACUCAUUUAGUGGAUGUCCUUUGCUAGUUCUUAAUGUGUAUACAUAUCUGUUAAAACAAGAAGAUUGAGUGUUAAGGUGUAUUAAUUAAAUGUAGUAUGUGUGUUACUCAUGACAUGUUUUUCAUGUUACAAAGGAGUUUUUCUUCUGGUAAAUCAUAUAUUUCAUAUUGGUAACCAAACAUUGUGAACUUGUAUACUCAUUCUGGAGUCCCUGUUCCUAUUUACACUGUUUUACAGCCUACACACUGGUAUAUAUGUCGCUCCAUUCAAUUAGAUGGACAGAUCGUAACUCAUUAUAUCAUAUGGCCAGAAAAGCAUAUGAUAACAGCAGCAGUUGUUGCAAAAUAUUAAACAGUUUGCUAAUUUUGGAUGAAAGUUGUAGAUUUCAUUGUCUAGUAAUUUAAAUGGUGCUUUUAUACAACUUAUAACCAAAGAGGCUCUUACGAAGUGGUGCUGUUUAUUACUAUUUUGGAUUGAAUCUGUAAAUAAAACAUUCAUAGUCAUUGCCCUGUCUGAAACAGGUGUUUCAGAUCACUUCACAAUAUCUAAGCAGUAUAACUUUAGAAUUUUCCAUUUCUUGUUUGUGUUUGUGCAUUUUGAGUUAACUUGUCUGUUGGUAGAUGAACACACAAAGUACUUGUGUUAAGUUUAGUUUCAUGUUGAUGUGCUCUUUUGUUAAUUUCACAUUUUGUUGUUAUGUCAUCAUUACUAUAUUUAUUUUCUAAAGUUUGGAUUAUUGAUACAGAAGAAUAUGGCUCAUCACUUAGGUGUUGUACUUAAGUUUCAUGCAGCCAUUCUGUAUAAAUUCCAAAGCAAGUUAAUAAAAUGCAGAGUUGAGACAGCAAAAUUUUAUUAUAUAAAAAAUAUUUAAAAAAGAAAUACUUUGUAUAUACAUGUUUUGUUAUAAGAUAUACUUCAUGUUUUGUACACUAGAAGAUGUUACUUUCUUUACUCAUUCCUCAUAUAUCAUCUUUUUUCUUGAUGUGCCUUAGGAAGAAAUCAGGGUUUCUUAACUAAAUGCUGAAAUACAUAAAUACGUAACAUUUUCUACUUUGUGAAAUAUCUAGUCUUAUUGUUAUACUACAUUUUUAUUUCUAAUAAAUAAGACAAUUGAGAUUUGAUAA